Messenger RNA from Glossina fuscipes, 1563 nucleotides. RefSeq names its product phosphatidylinositol N-acetylglucosaminyltransferase subunit A (gene PIG-A). The record is from RefSeq and is a predicted model, not a curated record. Bases 20 to 1498 code for a protein of 492 amino acids. Gene Ontology annotation, molecular function: phosphatidylinositol N-acetylglucosaminyltransferase activity. Gene Ontology annotation, cellular component: glycosylphosphatidylinositol-N-acetylglucosaminyltransferase (GPI-GnT) complex. The transcript has 6 exons. Gene Ontology annotation, biological process: GPI anchor biosynthetic process. NCBI's taxonomy places the organism in Eukaryota, Metazoa, Arthropoda, Insecta, Diptera, Glossinidae.
AGUAAAUAAACGUAAAACGAUGCGAAUAUGCAUGGUUUCCGAUUUUUUCUAUCCCAGUAUAGGUGGUGUAGAAGAACAUAUUUUUAAUUUAGCGCAAAUGCUCCUAAAACGAAGCCAUAAAGUUAUCAUAUUAACUCAUUGCUAUAAUGAUUGCAAAGGCGUUCGUUACCUUACCAAUGGUCUUAAAGUGUAUUAUCUACCGAUCAAAGUCUUUUAUAAUCAAUCUGUGCUGCCAACUAUAAUAUGUAAUGUGCCAUUAAUUAGGAGUGUUUUGCUACGAGAACAAAUUGAAAUUGUGCAUGCCCAUUCAGCCUUUAGUUCCCUAGCACAUGAAUCUAUUUUAAUAGGUUCCCUGCUGGGUUUGAAGACUGUGUUUACUGAUCACAGUUUAUUUGGUUUUGCUGAUUUAUCAGCCGUAUUCACCAAUAAAAUGCUGGAGCUAGAUUUGGGUGCAGUAAGCCAUUGUAUUUGCGUAUCACAUGUAGGUAAGGAGAAUACAGUGCUAAGAGCAAGAGUACCUAAGGAAAAAGUAUCUGUGAUUCCCAACGCCGUUGACACUGCCUUUUUCAUUCCAGAUCCUAGUCAAAGGCCAAAUGAUGGUUUAAUAAACAUUGUUUUGGCUUCACGUUUGGUCUAUCGAAAGGGUAUAGAUUUGUCGGCUAGUAUUAUACCACGUUUUAAACAAAUGCCACACGUUAAAUUCAUUAUAGUAGGCGAUGGACCGAAACGGGUUCUGUUGGAAGAAAUACGUGAAAAAGCCAACAUGCAGGACCGCGUUGAAAUAGUUGGAGCAGUUGAACAUGCCAGGGUACGUGAUUAUCUAGUGAAAGGUCAUAUAUUUGUUAAUACUUCCCUAACUGAAGCAUAUUGCAUGGCAAUAGUGGAAGCUGCUGCCUGCGGUCUACAAGUUGUUUCAACACGCGUGGGCGGUAUACCUGAAGUCUUACCUGAAGAUCUUAUCAUACUUACUGAGCCGGAGGUCGAAUCAAUUUAUGAAGGUUUAUUAAAAGCUUUAAGGCGACUAAAUAAUUGCAAAUAUAAACGUUCUACAAAUGAACUUAAUCGUACAUCUGCGCCUAAUGGCGGCGGCGAUGAGGUGAGAUUUCCCAAGACCAAACAUAAGUCGUCUCGUAAACGUUUGAAUCAGCGACUAUCCAGAAGAUCUAAUGCAUUAAGUAAUUUUACCGUAACAAAAAAUGCUCGAAAUGAAUUUACGAGCAGUGACAGUGAAAGUAUCCUGUGCCCAUAUAAAUGCAACGAACGCGUAGCUUCUCUUUACAAUUGGGAGAAUAUUACUGAACGUACGGAGAAGGUUUACAAUCGUAUUAUGCUUGAACCGCCUUCUAGUCUCGGUGGUAUUUUAUACUCUUAUUUGCAUGGUGAUGUAUGGCCUAUACUUUUGGCCAUUUCAAUGGUACAUUUGUUUUUACGAUUUUUAGAAUAUAUACGUCCUGGCCGAUUUAUGGAAAAAGCACGAGAAUGGCCACGCAGAGAUUAGAUUAGGUGCUUCAGCGGAAACUAAUUGUGAUCAUUUUUUUUCUAUUUAGGCUUUCAGUAAAGUAU